Fonsecaea erecta is the source of this 594-nucleotide messenger RNA. RefSeq lists its product as hypothetical. The record is from RefSeq and is a predicted model, not a curated record. Bases 1 to 594 code for a protein of 197 amino acids. The transcript has 2 exons. Lineage: Eukaryota; Fungi; Ascomycota; Eurotiomycetes; Chaetothyriales; Herpotrichiellaceae.
AUGGCGGUUGCCGCUCUCGCUCAGGGAGACUGGUCAGGCUGGUCCCAGAACCAUACCCAUGACAUCGAUUCUGAUGGACACCGCAACCAUCCUCGUGGCGAAGAACAGAACACACAUGGCCCUGGCGCCCACGGCCAAGGAAUAAGCAAGUGCUGUCUCAACAGUACUGAUGUCGACUACUUGGUCAAGGGGUACACUUACUUACUCCAAUACCCUGGUGGGCCAGUGUUCAACGACACAGCCAACAGUGUCCUCUCUGAUCAGUUCACCGUCUGGAGCGACUCCAUCAACACCUUGGGGAACCGCGCUCUCGGGACACCGGCGUAUCCCUCCCUGCAGGCUUUCAUCGCCUCGCAAGCGGUGACCCCACCCCUGCCGACCGUCCAGACACUGUCGACGUCGCAUACCUGCCACCAGAUUUUCUGGCGCUGGAACGCCAGCGGGAUCGGGAACCAGCAGAUGCGCGUCCAGGGCAUGAUCGCGUUGGACGUUGACGUGGCCGCCAUGAAGAUUGACACCGUGUACUCCGAGUUCAACACCGCGGCGUUCUGGACCGAUCUUGGCAACAAAGAGUGUCAGGGAACAAAGGACUAA